UUCCAAACGCAGGAGCUUUUUUGCAUUUAUGGCUGCCAUCGUUAUUUCACCUGCGCAGUUGCUUCGUUUUUCGUUUUCUUGUUUUCCCUAAAUUUUGUCCAAUUCAACUAUAAAUCUUUCCUAUAAGAAUCCAAUUCAUUACUCUUCUUCUUCGUACGAUUUUUUUUUUCUCUCGGCACACACACACAAAAAAAAAAAAAUCUACUCUGAUUUACCUCUCUCUCUCUCUCUCUCUCUCUCUCUGUUCUUCUGCUACUCAAAAAUGGCCUCCUCCGACCUCGAAAACAAGAUGAGCUUCUCCAUACAACACACUGAUUCCUCUUGUUCCAACAUUUACGACGACGAUGGAAGAUUAAAAAGAACCGGAACAUUGAUGUCCGGAACAGCGCAUGUAAUAACAGCAGUGAUAGGAUCUGGAGUGCUGUCACUGGCAUGGGCAAUGGCUCAGUUAGGGUGGAUUGGAGGGCCUUUUAGUCUUUUCAUCUUCUCCCUUGUCACUUGGUUUACUGCCGGUUUAUUAGCUGAUGCUUACAGGUAUCCUGACCCUGUUACCGGCAAUAGAAACCACACUUAUGUCCAAGCAGUCCAAAACCAUUUUAGAGAAGUAUCAAGCCCAGUUAUGUGGGACUUGCUCAAUACGCAAAUCUCAAUCGAAUCGACCAUCGGAUAUACCAUCACUUCAUCUAAUAGCAUGUCGUAG
Carica papaya (papaya) is the source of this 700-nucleotide messenger RNA. The record is from RefSeq and is a predicted model, not a curated record. Lineage: Eukaryota; Viridiplantae; Streptophyta; Magnoliopsida; Brassicales; Caricaceae.